Molecule: messenger RNA, 2998 nt
Organism: Malaclemys terrapin pileata
Lineage: Eukaryota; Metazoa; Chordata; Testudines; Emydidae
Product: zinc finger protein 883-like
Exons: 5
Coding region: 214-1965 (583 amino acids)
Biological process (GO): regulation of transcription by RNA polymerase II
Molecular function (GO): DNA-binding transcription factor activity, RNA polymerase II-specific; RNA polymerase II cis-regulatory region sequence-specific DNA binding
Source: RefSeq, a predicted model, not a curated record
GUGAGCGCCCAGGGGGAUCCCCGCGCCCAGGCCCGCUCCCAGCGCCUCCGCUCCAGCGAUGGGCCCCCCCGAGCUGCGCCCGGGUGACUCCGGGCCCGGCCCGGACCAGACGCUGCCGCCGCCGCUGUGAGCCGGCCCCGGCCCCGGCUGGGAGCUGCUGCCCCCGGGCUGCAGAACAACUCCACAUUUCGCUCCAGCUCGUCCCGUCCUCCCAUGGCACAGGGCAGAGAAAUGGCUGCAGCGGAGCCAGUUCAGGGGCCGGUGAGCUUCGAGGAGGUGGCUGUGUAUUUCACCGUGGGGCAGGGGGCCCUGCUGGACCCCGCUCAGAGAGCCCUCUACAGAGACGUCAUGCAGGAGAACUAUGAGAACGUGACCUCGCUGGGGUGUCCAGUUUCCAAACCUGAUGUGAUCUCCCAGCUGAAACAAGGGGAGGAGCCGUGGGUCCCGGAUCUCCAGGGCUGUGAGGAAGGAGAGAUCCCCAGAGGUGCCUGCGCAGCAGGUGCUGGGAUGGUGAGUGGGGAGAAGAAGCAGAAUCCUCAGCAGGAAGAUUCUGAGCAAGUGGCACCACAUGGGGGAUUAUCGCACGGCUCCAGAGCGAAUGUGUCCCGGCAUCGUGUGCAGGGCAAAGCCUGUGAGAGUCAGCACAGGCCAGAGAGGGAGCAGAGAAACCAGCCAGGGGAGAAAGUGGGUAACUCCAUUAAUUGUCAGGGAACUCACCAGGACCUCCUGGAAACCACAGCCCAGCCGAGAAUACCCACAGGAGAGAGAAAUAACACAUGCACUGAGUGUGGAAAACAUUUCACUAGCCACUCAGGCCUUUUAAAACAUGAGAGAAUCCACACUGGAGAGAGGCCCUAUGGAUGCAAUGUGUGUGGGAAAAGCUUCAGUCAGAGCAUUCAUCUUAUUCGACAUCACAGGAUCCACACAGGAGAAAGACCCCAUGAAUGCAGUGAGUGCGGGAAAACCUUCACUCUGAGCUCUACCCUUAUUAACCAUCAGAGGAUCCACACAGGAGAACGACCGUAUAAAUGUAGUGAGUGUGGGAAAAAGUUCACUCGGAGCUCAGGUCUUGUUAAACAUCAGAGGAUCCACACAGGAGAGAAACCUUAUGAAUGCUGUGAAUGUGGGAAAAGCUUCACCGACAGGUCAGAUCUUAUUAAUCAUCAGAGGAUCCACACAGGAGAGCGACCCUAUAAAUGUAGUGAGUGUGGGAAAAAGUUCACCCGGAGCUCAGGUCUUAUUACACAUCAGAAGAUCCACACAGGAGAGAAGCCCUACAAAUGCUGUGAAUGUGGGAAAAGCUUCAUUCAGAGCUCAACCCUUCAUAAACAUGAGAGGAUUCACCCAGGGGAGAGAAGCUACGAAUGCUGUGAGUGUGGGAGAACCUUCAGUCAGAGCUUUCACCUUAUUCGACAUCACAGAUUGCACACAGGAGAGAAACCCUACGAAUGCAGUGAGUGUGGGAAAAGCUUCACUCAGAGCUCAGCCCUUAAUAAACAUCAGAGGAUCCACACAGGGGAGAGACCCUAUGAAUGCUGUGAGUGCAGGGAAAGCUUCUCUGUAAAGUCAGACCUUAUUGAACAUCAGAAUAUCCACAUGGGAAAGAUACCUCAUCAGUGCUCUGAGUGUGGAAAAACUUUCACACAGAGUUCAUCCCUCAAUACACAUCAGAGGAUCCACACGGGAGAGCGCCCCUAUGAGUGCUGUGAGUGUGGGAAACUGUUCAGGCAGAAAUCAACCCUAAUUACACAUCAGGCAAGGCAUACAGGAGAGAGACCCUAUCAAUGCUGUGAUUGUGGGAAAGGCUUCAGUGUGAGCUCAGACCUCAUUGUACAUCAGAGAAUUCACACGGGAGAGAGACCUUAUAGAUGCUGUGAGUGCGGGAAAAGUUUCACCCGGAGCUCACCCCUUUCAAGACAUCAGAGUAUUCACAGGAGAGAGACACAGCAUAGAAACUCUGUGUAGGGCGGAGAAAAGAUUAAAAAAAAACAAAACACAUUUGCUAAUUCCCACAUAGUGACCUUGCGGUUUGUUUGCACCAUUUGUGUCCCUCUGUUCUCUCAGCUGCCUUGUGUGUUGCCCAUUUGUGCCUUUUACAGGUCGCCCUUCUCUGGGGUGAGUCCCGUGCUCCUUUCCCCCAACUCCUUUCUCCAGUGAGUCAUUGGAGUGUGUGUCCUUCCAGCAAGGAGUUUCCAUCAGCCCCAGGUGGGGGAAAUUGGGGUGACCACAAGUCGCCUCACUGAGUGAAAAUGGACAUGGGGUUUGUCUUCUGCUCUAGGAUUUCCCUUGGCAUCGGCAUGCUGGAGGUAGCUAUCCUGAUGUUUGCAGUGCUGACAUAGCCAGUGCACAGGGGUUGGGGUUAGCUGGCAUCUUCCCCUUUGGCCUGUCCUAAUGGACACCCAUUUUCCUGGUCUGGACAAUCCCUGAGCAUCAUGUUUAUACUGUCACCCCAGUAGCAGAGCGAUUGUUAGUCACCAAGUUCCCCCUUUGCUGACAAAAUGUCUCCUUCCCAGUUGUGCUCACGCUGGUCCAGGUGGUGCUGGGCAGCGGGUAUUUUAUCUUUUAUCAGUUUCCUUAUUGACUGUAUAUUUCAAUAUGACAAAGAGGAGAAGCAGGAGUGGGAUAAAUGUAUCAUUUCAACCUCUGCGAGGCCAGAAGGAAAUGGGGCAAGUCGGAGGGAUUUCCUCUUUCCCCAUCACCAUCACUAGGCCCACUCACUCCAGCAGCGCUGGCGUCUGUGUGAGGCACAGUGUAGUUUCUCCACCUCUAUUCUACCCCCAGAGCGUCUCUGCAAUUAGUAUCAAUUUGAUCCUAAAUCUGACUCAUUAGAGCUGGCAACGAAAGUGUCCCAGACCUGGUGGAUCCCAAACACUGUGACAUCAUUCCAAGUUUAAAUCCCAGUUUCUGUCUAUUGACAAAGCCACUUCCGGACUUUUUCCUGCUGAUUUGGGAUUCUUUGCAGAUGAGAUGGUCGGCAGUUUUUCCCUAUUACGAUGAU